This is a messenger RNA of Lodderomyces elongisporus, 2373 nucleotides long. It is a transcript of the gene DPB11, whose product is annotated as protein kinase activating protein. Gene Ontology annotation, biological process: DNA replication initiation; mitotic DNA replication checkpoint signaling; mitotic G2 DNA damage checkpoint signaling. Bases 1 to 2373 code for a protein of 790 amino acids. Lineage: Eukaryota; Fungi; Ascomycota; Pichiomycetes; Serinales; Debaryomycetaceae. The record is from RefSeq and is a predicted model, not a curated record. The transcript has a single exon.
AUGACCUCAAGACAGCCCUUUGAGGGCCUUACGUUUUGUUGUACAGGCGUGCAAAACAAAUUGAGGAGGGAGAUCAACAAAUAUGUCAAGGCAUUAGGAGGAAUUCAAUACGAUGAUUUAAUGACUGAUGUGCAAUACUUGAUAGUGGGCAGUCGAGAUACACCGAAGUACCAAUUCUGCGUCAAAAACCGAUUAGACAUUGUGUUUUUAGCUGAGGAUGCGGUUUCAAAAAUUUACAAAUCAUGGCUAUUAGGAGAAGAAGUGGAUCAACUGCGACUUGAUGAACAUAAACUACCAAUAUUUGCCAACAUCAAUGCGUGUCUUUCACGAACGGACCUAACACAAUCACAAAUUGUGAAAUUAUUUGAAGCUGCUGGUGGGUUUAGAGGGGAUGCGGUAGAGAUGAGCUACUUCAAUUGCAAUGGUUUAACUCAUUUAUUAAGUGAUCACGGUGGGAGUGCCAAAGAAUCUUUACUGAAUGAUCAAACUUGUAUGAUUAGCGCAGAUCCGCGAGGAACAAGAUACAACAAGGCAAUCGAAUGGAAAAUACCUGUUGUGCAUCCCAUAUGGGUCUACGAUAGUCUCUUACGUGGUGCGGCAUUGGAUUAUAAUGACUAUACAUUGAGUAGUAAUAACGAUGAAAUAUACACAAAUGGAUGCACCGUUUGGGAGAGCUUAGUGGAAGAGAAGAGGAAACGUAAAGAAAACAAGGAAGAUUUGGAAAAUAAGGAAAACUCGCCACCACGCAAGAAAAAACUCGUUUUCCAAUCAACUGGAAUUACAAAGGAUGUACCAAAGACGCUUCAGAAAACAAAUAAUAGAGAGAUCUGGGAUUCAAUAAUGGACCGCACCAAGGCAGCAAAAGCGCCAAUAGCAGGAGCAGGAGCAGUAGCAGAAGAAGAAGCAGGAACAACUACAGUAGCAUCAACAAGAGCCACCGCAGCAUCUGCAUCAGAACAGAACAAAACGAAAAAAGAUGCCGAGAAUCAGGCUUGGGACGAAGAGAGUGAGACUGAAAACAUUGAAGAUGUUGAAAAAUUGGAACAAAAGGUUGAAGAGCAAGAAAAAAAAACUGCGAAAAGCACCUUGUUCUUGGGCUUUAAUUUCUUACUUGUUGGAUUUGAUUCAAGGGAGUCUAAUUUAUUAAGCGGCGGUAUUGAGGGAUAUCAAGGAGAAAUAACGAAGGAUGUCAAUGAUGAUUCAAUUACACAUAUUAUCAUUCCUGCAAAACGUGGUAGUCGCUCAUCUAGUGUUUUGAAGCCAUUACCCUCAACAUUAAAGCAAAAGAUUACCAAUAGCGAUGUGAAAGUUGUUACUGAGUUUUUUAUCGAGAAAAGUAUAUAUUACAAAAAGGUGGUUUUGGAUACUUGGGGCCAGCCAAUAAAAGGUUUGAUGCCGUCGACUCGGAAAUUCCAAGUUUCUACAUCUGGGUUUACAGGUAUUGAACUUUUGCAUAUUGAAAAAUUGAUCAAAUUUAUGAACUUUGAGUAUUGCGAUACGUUAUCUAAAGACCGCGAUAUUCUCAUGCUCAAUGUGAAUCUUUUUAAGGAAAGUUUUAUGAAGAAUUCACCUAAAUUAUUUGAAUACAAAAACACGGACAUUCUUAAUUGCCCUGUUUAUCAAUCUGGCGGGUCAUCUGUUUCGCUUCUUUCAGCAAAGAACAAGAUUGAGGCUUGCAAAAAGUGGAGCAUACCAGUAGUAUCCCUAGCGUAUUUAUGGGAGAUAUUUGAGUUGUCCAAGUACAAGUCGGAGAUGAUGAUGCCGGAAUUGACCAAUUCCAAAUGGUGCAUUUAUGCUCCAAUAAAUAAUACGAGACCGAGAUCAUUGAUGGAAUACCUUAAAAGCAUGAGUGAUUUCACAUCGACAAAGCCUGGCGCUACAAACUAUGGCGACCUUCCGCCUAAAUCCAAGUCAGUAAGUGAUAGAAUAGAUGAAGAUACAGAUGAUGGGCUGGUUAAGCUUCCAUCGCCACGUAAAAUUACCCCCAGGAAGAAGUACGGCAGACUUGUUGGCCGGUCACCACAAUCUAUAAGAAAUAAGUUGGUUCCUAGUAGGGAAAAUAGUGUAAUGGGUUCAGUGUAUGAGAAUCGAAACGAAGAAAAUGGUGAUAUCACAAGGGACGAGGAUUUCUCACUGCAGGUCAGGUAUGAGGAUACAACGUCAAUGAUAAACCAAGAGCGGCUAUUGAAAAAGCUAGAGCAUGGAGCUACAGGCACUGCUAACAUUAACCAUAGCAAUGACAAAGAUAAAACCACUAAUGGUAAUAACCCGGAUGCAAUGGAAGUCGAGGUUGAGAAUAUGGAAGCUGAAGAGGAAAUGGCUGCAAAUGCUUCUAAAAGGAGAAGAAGAACGCGCACAGGUCCCAAACCCUAA